GGGGAGGCCUCCUGAGGCGCCCCUGGCUGGCUCGAGCUGCCCUUCUGGGCAGAAGGCGACCGGCGCAGCCUGCCGGCUCGUCGGGCCUCCCACUAGGGGGGGCCACCGCGGCGAUGCCUCCGCCCUGGCCGCCACGCGGCGCCAGCGCCCCGCUGCUGGCCCUGCUCCCGCUCGCCGCCGCGCAGCGGCUGCGCAUCACCAACGGCUGCGCGCGGGAGCCCCUGUGGGUCGCGCACAUGGCGGGCGCCGAGGCGGGGCCCGACCGGCAGAACCUGCGACUGGACCCGGGGAAGCACCACGACUUUAAACGAGCGACGGGCUCUCGGCCACGCGCUACUGGCCGAAGAUGCGGUGCAGCAGCAAGGGCGACCAGUGCCUCAUCGGGGAGAGCGGGGGCCCCGGGCAGGAGUGCAACGAGACGCUGGGCUGUGCGCCGCCGAUCGACUCCAAGUUCGAGGGCACCUUUGGCACCGAGCAGGACAUCGACUGGAUCGACGUCAGCCUGGUGGACGGGUGGACCCUGCCGUUCGAGUUCAAGAUGAAGCUGAAGGAAGGGAAGAAGUGCAACGCGGGAGACGGCGACAGACCGGUUGUCACCAGCUUGAACUGCUCCAGGCUGACGCUGGACGUGUGUCCUGGGCGGGAGAAGCUGGGAAAGCUGAAAACGAGUCUUCAGGUGGUGCACCCUGCGAGCGAGCAGGUCGUUGGGUGCUACAGUCCCUGCGCGAAGUUGACUUCCAACAACUGGGAAAACAGCGUGGCAGACGAGGUGUCCCCCGCGGACGACGCGGCCGUCGACUUCUGCUGCCCCACCCCGCCCAUGUCGCCAGAGAAAUGCCGCGAGGGACCCGUGGAGGACACCAACUUCGUCAAAGCCGUGCACGAGCACUGCCCUGGGGUGUAUGGCUAUUCAUACGACGACGGAAUGGGACUGAUCACGUGCCCGAAGGAUACCACCUACGAGAUGAUCUACUACUGUCCGGAUGACGGUCAUCCAGGCCCGAACCAUACCGGAGCUAACCUCUCCAACGGGACGGCGUCGAGCUCCAAGAACAAGAGCUCCAAGAACAAGAGCUCGCCGAGUUCUGGGAAUAAGAGCUCUCGGCACGGUCAGCAUGGCCCCACCGUAGUGACGACGACUGCCGCCGCCACCACCGAGGUGACGACGACUGCCGUCGCCACCGCCGAGGUGACGACGACACUGCCCACACUGUCGCCAACGGCCGCGUCAGAGGAUUCUAAGACCACGACCAGCGCGGCCGACGCCGCCAAGACGGCGACAACCACCGCCGCCGCCACGCUGGACUGCACGGUGAAGCGCAAGCAUACGCGCUGCGACGCGGACGACGCUGUUGCCACAUCGAGGCGUGCUCGUGACGGGGCCCUGCUGGAGGACGAGGCGAUGCUGAGGA
Prorocentrum cordatum is the source of this 1412-nucleotide messenger RNA. Lineage: Eukaryota; Dinophyceae; Prorocentrales; Prorocentraceae. The record is from the annotation of a GenBank genome assembly.